This is a messenger RNA of Tribolium madens (black flour beetle), 944 nucleotides long. RefSeq lists its product as uncharacterized. The record is from RefSeq and is a predicted model, not a curated record. Bases 16 to 909 code for a protein of 297 amino acids. Lineage: Eukaryota; Metazoa; Arthropoda; Insecta; Coleoptera; Tenebrionidae. The transcript is spliced from 5 exons. Gene Ontology annotation, cellular component: membrane.
AAACUUUUGAAUUUAAUGAAAAGUGUCAAUCAAGACAAACACGGAGUCAAGAUGAAUAAAAUGGUUUUGAUGAAUUUUCUACGCCAGGUUAUUUUUCUUUUGUUUAUACUAAAAACUGUUAAUGGUAUAAUCAUGAUAUUUUCUGCAGAAAACUGCUCCUCGUUAUUUCGAAAUAAUGAAAUCCUUCCAUUGGAUAACAGAAAGCCUCAUCAUGCUCUUUUUAUAACAAUAGAUCUCGUCACUGUAAUUUUUAAUGGAUUUGGGAUUCUUAAUGUAAUAGCAGGCUUAACCGGAUUUGUGGGCGCAAUUUACUUGCAUAAAUUCCCUAUGAUUAAUUACUGUKCUGGAAUGUGGUUUAUUCUCUUGGCUGCGGCUGAUUUUGGUUCAGUGGCUGCUUCACAAGUCUUGAUCAAUUCUUUAAAUGGAAUCGUCAUUAGGGAGAUAGUUGAGCUAUUUGAAUCUAGUAGAGAGGUUGUACUAGAAACUUAUACUAGCAUCUCUAAAAAUCAAGAGAUGUACAAGGCUUCUAUGAAAGAUGGUUGGGGCAAGAAUGCUGUGGGAGGCCCUCUCAAUCACUCGCUAAUCGAUUACAUACAGAUGAACCAAAAUUGUUGUGGUGUGUGGGGGCGCCAAUCUUGGUUAAUUAUGGUUCCAACAAGUUGUUGUUCAGAUCGGUACGACGAUAUAACUUGUAACUUUGCAACAGCUCAUAGUAUGAAUUGUAUGCAACCCUACAACAAUUUUAUCACAUCUUUGUUCACUAUCGAGAUACAAUUUUUUUUCUUUGGGGUGUUUUCAGUGGUCACGGUAUUUUGUUCUCUGUAUUUAAGCCGUCUCAAAAUCAGGUAUCCUGAUGAAAAAUACGACUCUGAUGACUCUUUAUCUUCUGAUAGUGAUGAUUUGUUCUAGAAUGUGAAUAUAUUUAUGACUUAUUAAAAAAAAUG